UGAAUACCUUCAUUUGAUUCUCUUGAGGGCUCAUUCAAGGGCUCAGUUACUUUCAUAGGCCCUUCUCACAUCCCAUAGAGGUGGGAUUGUCUUUAAAAUGUCGGACAAUAAGAUCUACCAGGCCAGCACGACGGCCCCAGUCAACAUCGCCGUUGUCAAAUACUGGGGAAAACGCGAUGCAAAGCUGAACCUCCCAACCAACUCCUCCGUCUCUGUAACCCUCUCCCAAUCCGACCUCCGAACCCAUACAACAGCAGCAUGCUCCGCGGCCUUCGGGCCCGAGGACACGCUCCUCCUCAACUCCUCCCCUCAAGAUGUCUCUGGCGCACGCACCCAAGCCUGCUUCCGCGAACUGCGCGCGCUCCGCUCCGCCCUCGAAAGUGCCGACCCUUCGCUUCCCAAACUGUCCUCCUUGCCCCUGCGCAUCGUAUCGGAGAACAACUUUCCCACCGCCGCGGGCCUCGCGUCUUCCGCGGCUGGUUUCGCGGCCCUGGUCCGCGCCAUUGCUAAUUUAUAUGAACUGCCCUCGUCGCCGACGGAUCUGUCAAGGAUUGCGAGGCAGGGAAGUGGAAGUGCGUGCCGUAGCUUGUUUGGAGGCUAUGUAGCGUGGCAGAUGGGCAGCAAGGAGGAUGGCUCCGAUAGUGUCGCUGUGGAGGUUGCGCCUGCCAGCCACUGGCCGACGAUGCGGGCUCUGAUUUUGGUUGUGUCGGCGGAGAAGAAGGGUGUGAGCAGUACCUCUGGCAUGCAGAUCACCGUGGCUACGUCGGAGUUGUUCCAGCGGAGGGCGGAGGUCGUGGUCCCGGCGCAUAUGAAGGCUAUGGAGAAGGCAAUCCUGGAGAAGGACUUCGAGACCUUUGCUAAAGUCACGAUGAUGGAGAGUAAUAGCUUCCAUGCUACGUGCCUAGAUACGUUCCCACCCAUCUUCUAUCUGAAUGAUGUGUCGAGGGCGGCCAUUAGAGUGGUGGAGGAUAUCAACAAGAAGGCGGGGAAGACCAUCGCGGCGUACACUUUUGAUGCGGGCCCCAAUGCCGUUAUUUAUUACGAGGAGGAGAAUGCGGACGCUGUCGCUGGGACGUUGAAAUCUGCUCUGGGAGAGCUUGAUGGUUGGCAAGGCAGAGAGAUCAAGGCCCAGAGCACGGAGGGCGUAGAUGCGAGAGCUGUGCAGGUGCUAAAAGAUGGUGUGUCAAGGGUCAUCUUGACCUCAGUUGGGGAGGGUCCCAUCAGAACCGAAGAGUCGUUGAUCACAGCCACUGGUGAGCCUCUGAAGAAGUGAGAGGAUUUCAAGCGUUGCUUUCUCAUGCAUACAAAAGAUAUCCCUGUAACGACUGCUUAAAUUUGUUUGUCUGUUAUUCCAUCGAGCGGAUUUUACCUCCAGAAAUAGCGUUAAUGCAGACAAUCAAGGCAUGUCUGCCGGCAUAGUAUUUAGCAAAACCAGACCUUUAUAAAGGAGAGGUUUCCCAAGAUCCACAGUACCUGAAACC
Messenger RNA from Amorphotheca resinae ATCC 22711, 1481 nucleotides. RefSeq lists its product as hypothetical. Gene Ontology annotation, molecular function: ATP binding; diphosphomevalonate decarboxylase activity. The transcript has 2 exons. Gene Ontology annotation, cellular component: cytosol. The record is from RefSeq and is a predicted model, not a curated record. NCBI's taxonomy places the organism in Eukaryota, Fungi, Ascomycota, Leotiomycetes, Helotiales, Amorphothecaceae. The coding region runs from base 98 to 1273 and encodes 391 amino acids. Gene Ontology annotation, biological process: isoprenoid biosynthetic process; isopentenyl diphosphate biosynthetic process, mevalonate pathway.